Phascolarctos cinereus (koala) is the source of this 498-nucleotide messenger RNA. It is a transcript of the gene SCGB1A1, whose product is annotated as secretoglobin family 1A member 1. Gene Ontology annotation, biological process: signal transduction. The record is from RefSeq and is a predicted model, not a curated record. Gene Ontology annotation, cellular component: cytoplasm. NCBI's taxonomy places the organism in Eukaryota, Metazoa, Chordata, Mammalia, Diprotodontia, Phascolarctidae.
GCCUUUGUGGGUUACACUAAGGGUGCCUCCACCACCUUUCCAGACACAGGCUGACCGACCCCGGCUCCACCAUGAAGCUGACCACUGUUCUCAGUCUGGUUGCCCUGGUCCUCUGCUGCAACUGGGCAUCUGCCCACAUUUGCCCGACUUUCCCAGAAGUGGCCGACAUCCUCUUCAAGGGCACGCCCCCAGGAAUAUCUCGAAGCCAUUCGGUGUUUCCAACCCGAUCAGGCCAUGGAGGAAGCUGGGAAGCUGCUGAAGGCAAAGGUGGACACCCUCUCGGACACGACCAAAAUGGACAUCGGGAGGCUGAUGGAAAUAAUAUUGACCAGAAACUAACGUCCAUCAAGCGUGCUUACUUUGCUGGCCAGGCAUCACUGAACACCAAACUGCUGAACAGCCAGUUCCCCGUGGUUUCCAGUGCAGUGCUCUUCCCAGCCCCCCUCUCUGUCCGUGUCCCCUCAGCUUGACUGCCCCAAAUAAACUGAAAGCAUUUGA